CCUUCGAGACGAGACAAACAUGGCAACUAGAYGCUGGUCAUAAACUAAGUAUUUACAAAUUUCACUUGCAUUUGAGGCCUAAAAUUUAGGCUUAAAAAUAACCUAAACGCAUAAAAAAGGACUUUAAACAAGAAAGAUUCUCAAUCAAUCGAAAUAUGGACGGAGAAGGUCGUCGUGGUGGCGAUACGUCGGCCGAAGGCGCUGCUUUGGGGUUCAUGAUGACGGUCGGUGUGAUGGAAGACUUGCUUGAAAAACUCAAACUUCUUGACUAUGAAACAGAGUUUUGUAAAGCUCUUGGCUUUCGACCACUUACCAGACACUAUUUUGCACUGCCAACCAAUCCAGGAGAACAGUUCUUUACAUUUACAUCACUGGCUGCAUGGCUUCUGAACCAGUGUGGUAGACACUUUGAACAGCCACAAGAGUAUGAUGAUCCUAAUGCUACAGUUUCAAACAUCUUGGAUGAAAUGAAGAAACUMGGAAUAGUGACCGAUUUUCCUCCCUCUAAACUCAAGACUGGCUCUGGAGAACAAAUCUGUUAUUGUAUAGACAAACUGUCUGAUGAAGCACUGAAAUUGAAAAAAUUUAGUUGGAAAAGGCCAUUGCAUCCUGAAGAAGACUUUGAAGAAGAAACAAUGGAGGAAGAUGAAUCAGAGUUGACGAUGAACAAAGUUGAAGRAGAAUUCAUUGAUGACCAUGAUGCUGAUAUUGAAGAAGAUGAUAGUUACUUGGAUCUGACAAGAUUAAAAGAACAAAGCUCUCUAAUGAAUAGUGAAAUAUCAAAGCCAGAAUCUGUGAUGGAAUCUAAUGUGGAUGCUGCUGAAUGGAAGCUUGAAGUAGAACGAGUACUACCUAUGCUGAAAGUCCACAUCAGAACUGAUAACAAGGAUUGGAGAACACAUUAUGAACAGAUGCAACAGCACAGUGAUGGAAUCAAGUCAUCUCUAUCAGAGACAAGGGGACAUCUUGAUAAGCUGCACCAUGAGAUCAGCAGAACCCUGGAGAAGAUUUCUAGCCGAGAAAAAUAUGUUAACAACCAGUUGGAACAUCUUCUGCAUGAGUUCAGAGGUCUACAGGACACCCUUGCAGAGACUAAAGAAAGAUACAAACAAGGCAGUGGUGGAGUCACAGAGCUUACAAAGAAAUUAGCACAGAUAACAGAAGAACUAGAGACAGUUAAGGCACAGAUGGACGAACGAGGAACAAACAUGACCGAUGCAGGUCCGUUAGUGCGAAUCAAGCAGUCGUUAACGAGACUGAGACAGGAAGUACAACAGAUGGAAGUGCGCAUAGGUGUGGUGGAACAUUCUUUGCUGAGUUCAAAGCUUCGGGAUCGSAGCGCCUUGAGAGAAGAUAUGCAAGCACCGCUUAGUGAUCACAACCUUGCUUUCAAAGCAUACUGACAUCGCACACACUCAACGUGCAUGCACGUAAACCCUUUUAUUGUACACACAUUCGUAAAAAUACCGACCUCGUCCGCAUUCAUUCACCCCUAUCCUAAUGGACCCUUAACAUGAAAAUACAAAUGAAAGCCGCAAAUUCCAUCGAGAAAAAGUGUGAUUUCUUUUGCAUUUUCAUGUUAGCCUUGCAUCCAUGAUACUUUUGAGAAGUGUCCAUUCAUUCAGUUGCGGGAAAAUUUUGGGAAAGCGCGCGAACAAAUUUGGUAUUCCUUCCUCCAGCUGCGCUAUAUAAGCACACGCCUUCGAUCAAUGUUUCAACACUGAUAUUAGUUAUACAUUAGCGAUYUUAAAAUAGAGGGAUAGGAUGCGCUAUCAUGAUAAUCAUUCCUCUUAAUCUCGUGUACAUAAAGUCUCCAUUACACUGAUUAAAACCAUUUGGAUCAA
Actinia tenebrosa (Australian red waratah sea anemone) is the source of this 1844-nucleotide messenger RNA. RefSeq names its product intraflagellar transport protein 57 homolog. Gene Ontology annotation, cellular component: cilium; intraciliary transport particle B; microtubule organizing center. Gene Ontology annotation, biological process: intraciliary transport; non-motile cilium assembly. NCBI's taxonomy places the organism in Eukaryota, Metazoa, Cnidaria, Anthozoa, Actiniaria, Actiniidae. The record is from RefSeq and is a predicted model, not a curated record.